CUCGGUUCUAGGAUUUAGUCUCUCUUCAUCCUCUGGUAUUUCUGUUUUGGUUUGGUUGCAAGGAGACUUCAUUAAGAUCAAUGGCAGACCAAUAUGAAAAGAGGAUAACAUGGACGAUUAAGAAUUUCUCCUCUUUGCAAUCUCAUGCAAUUUAUUUUGAUAUUUUUGUAGUUGGGGACACCAAAUGGCAUCUUCUGGCCUAUCCCAAGGGAUAUGGUGAUAGCAUUAAUAAAUGUUUGUCUCUGUUUCUUGGUGUUCCUGAUCCUGAUGAUUUGCCUUCUGGUUGGAAAAGACACAUCAUAUAUCGUCUUACUGUUGUUAAUCAAAUGUCGGAGAAACUCUCCAAACAGGAAGUAGCACGGGGCGGGUUUUACCCGAGGUCUCUUACCUUCGGUUCCCAAGUAAUGCUUCCACUUACAGAACUUUAUGGUGGGUUUUUGGUUAGUGGCCAAGUCAAGAUUGUUGCCGAGGUUGGUGUUCUUGAAGUUGUUGGCAAGUCAGAUGUGUUAGAGGAAACUUUGUUAGUUAAUGGAGGCAUCAAUGUCAAUGGGUUUCAAGUUCUUCCUUCACAGGUAGAAUCUGUGAACAAUCUCUUCAAAAAUCACCCAGACAUUGCAUCAAACUUCCGUCUGGAAAACACUCAUCUAAGAACUACAUACUUGAAUAGCCUACUAUGCUUGACUGAGCUUCUGUGCCAGUCCCCUCAUAAACUCUCCAAUGUUGAUCUCGCCAAUGCGCACUGUACUCUAACUUGUGUGACAAAAGCCGGUUUUAAGUUGGAUUGGUUGGAAAAGAAACUGAAAGAGGUUGGUAAGACUCGGAUGCAACAACUUGAACAAAAUUUGAAGGACUUGAAGGAGAGUUUAUGCUGGAGUUCUGACGAUGAGGAUGACCUGAGUCGAUCUGUUAAGACUUAG
Messenger RNA from Arabidopsis thaliana (thale cress), 917 nucleotides. Its product is annotated as TRAF-like family protein. The coding region runs from base 81 to 917 and encodes 278 amino acids. Lineage: Eukaryota; Viridiplantae; Streptophyta; Magnoliopsida; Brassicales; Brassicaceae. The transcript has 4 exons. The record is from RefSeq and is marked reviewed.